CCAGCACCCCCGGGCGCUGCUCACGGCCACCCGCCAGCGCGCCCAUCCGCCAGAGCGAAUCUGCGAGCUGCCCCGUCGCGCCGUCCCCAGCUCCGUAUCAUGACAUAGUGCCCCCAGCCGACCUGCCGACCAUGUGGCGGGACCGAACCAACCUCUUCAUCUCCUACCGCCAGUCGUACUCGCACCAUCCGCAGAAGAAGACGCCGCGCUAUGGCGGCCCCGCGGCCAAUGGCUUCGACGACGAGGAGCGCCAGGGCCUUAUCCCCGCCUUCGAGGACGACGGCGACGCCGUCAUCGAGAUGGACCUGCUGCCGCCGCGCUGGCUCGACGUCCAGGACGAAAUCACAGACCAUCUUGCCGACAUCGCGAAGCAGACGCGCAGGCUCGACCAGAUGCACCAGAAGCACGUGCUCCCUGGCUUUGAUGACGAGGACGUCAAGAAGCGGGAGGAGCGCGAGAUCGAGUCCCUCACCCAAGACAUCACCCGGAGCUUCCAGAGCUGCCAGAAGGCCAUCAAGCGCAUAGACGCCAUGGUGCGCGAGUCCAGGCAGCAGGGCAGCAUCAGCAAUGGCGAGGAGACCAUGGCCAAGAACCUCAAGAUAUCCCUGGCAUCGCGUGUCGGCGAAGUGAGCGCCCUGUUCCGCAAGAAGCAGGCCGCAUACCUCAAGAAGCUUCGCGAUAUGGGUGGCUUCGGUUCACCCAUGCGCUCCGCAACUCCCAUCCAGAAUCCCUACAACGACCCUGCCCUCCAAGAGUCGGACGCAGAUCGCUCCUUCUCACAAUCGACCCUGCUCCAGGCGAAGCAGCAGCGCAUACGUCACGACCCCAACGAGGUCCUCAUCGCCCAGCGCGAGCGCGAGAUCGAGGACAUUGCCCAAGGCAUCAUCGAGCUCGCCAACAUAUUCCAGGAGCUGCAGACAAUGGUGAUCGACCAGGGAAGCAUGUUGGAUCGCAUCGACUACAACGUGGAACGAAUGACUGUCGACGUGAAAGAGGCAGACAAGGAGCUCAAGGUCGCGUCGGGAUACCAGAAGAAGAGCAUCAAGAGAAAGAUCAUGUUGCUGCUAGCCAUCCUGAUUGCCGGUGUCUUCAUCCUGCUGUCAUUGAAGCUCAGCCGCAAAGGCAACAGCGAUCCUGCACCUGCGCCCGCACCCAAACCACCUCCUGAAGCCGUAGUGCCGGAGCGCAGGCGCCGUAGACGACAGUCGCUGACGAUGGGGCCAAACCGUGAUUGGCACAGGCGGAAACGGAGGUUAUGGGAAAAUGUCGCUGACCAUGUACCACUACAUCGCGCGUAAGCGUCGUGUUGUAAGAUAUCAUAGAAAUAGAGCAUUAUGGAUCAUCCGGA
Molecule: messenger RNA, 1348 nt
Organism: Paraphaeosphaeria sporulosa
Lineage: Eukaryota; Fungi; Ascomycota; Dothideomycetes; Pleosporales; Didymosphaeriaceae
Product: t-SNARE
Exons: 3
Coding region: 132-1298 (388 amino acids)
Biological process (GO): vesicle-mediated transport; vesicle fusion; intracellular protein transport
Cellular component (GO): membrane; SNARE complex; endomembrane system
Molecular function (GO): SNAP receptor activity; SNARE binding
Source: RefSeq, a predicted model, not a curated record